AUGCUGGACGAAAAUCUCCCAACCUUCUACUUAAGCAGCAACAAAAAAGAUAAAUCCAACAACAACGUCAACGUCCUAUUCACACAGUAUGGCAACGAGCCUGAGCCUGCAUACUCACUGCGUUGCCUUGAUCCCGCCCAACCCAGUUCCCGAAAUCGCUAUGCCGUCGCUCUCUACGACCCCUACAUCCCCGACGUGCUAUACGGCGAGGUUCUCAUUAUCCCGGAAUGGACUCAGCCAAGCUUAUCGGCGGAGGCAAUUCGCCAGAAUGGCGGCGUAGCUCCUCCGCCUGAACCGAUUCUACCGUCCCAGUUCAUCAUCCAUUUAUACAAUCCCGAUCAAGACGUCGUAGUGCGCCACAAGCCCAAAACUUGGAAUUCGCAACCGUCGUGGGAAUUCGAAAUGCCGCAGCAGUCAUUCAAACAGCCAUCUAGUUCCACGCUGGAUCAAAUACAAACGGGCCCUGCGAUGUCGGACGUGACACCCAAGCUCAAAUUUGUAUGGCGGAAGGACGGCUCGCUGUCUAAAGAUUUUGCUUGCUAUCUGUCGGGAAAGACCACUACUCCAGAUGGUCGGAAGAAAAACAAGGAGCCAGAUAUUACUGUUUCAAUAUUCAAAUCACUUCGAGAAAUUACCCUCUAUGAACCCAAUCUCUAUCGAGUAGAAAUGGAAGACUUCAAGGGUCUAGAGCUUGUGUUGAUGCUAGGAGCCGUUGUGAUUCGGGAUGUGUACUUUACUCCAGUGAAGGAUGCGUUCAAUGUUGUCAGCUCUCCUACAUCUUCAAGAACGAAUGUAACAACAGCGGCAUCUAUAGCUCCAGGCAGUAACCCAACGGCAGCCACACUUGCGAACGGCAAUGCCGCUUCAACCCAGUCACACCAGACUCGGGAUUCCAGACCCACUCCAAGCAGUCAACCCCUCGAUCCGCGCAUGCAGUGGGAAAUUGAUGCAGAGAAUGCCCGACUAAAGCAUCAAGAGGAAGUCAUGCAAAGAGAGCGACGUCGGAAGGCCGAGGAAGAGGAACGCAAAACCAGGAAGUUAAUCGAAGCCGAGCAGAAGGCGCAACGCAAAAAGCAAGCGGAGAUCGACAAAGAAACCGAAAGGCUGAAGAAAGUCUUUGGAAUGGAAGAUCAGAGAACUCGCCAACAGCGACUCAGUCCGAGUCAUCAAGCGCGAUAUUCCCACUACAUGCCGACUCAGCAGCAACAGCGACAGCAAAGUCUGGGACCAUAUAUGCAACCACCAGGCGGGAAUUAUUCUUCUGUCAACUUUCAUCAAUCCCAGCAGCAGUUACGGCCCCAAUCAUCUAUGUCCUUUCAUGCGGCUGCCGGUGCUCAACGGCCCACCGCGUCUGCACCAGAUAUUCCACGACUAAAGGCGAAAAAGAGUAUCUUUGGUUUUCUCAAGCCUUCCGAAGACGGCGAUUCGAGCAAGUUGAAUAAAAAGCGGAGUUCACUGUUCUGA
Molecule: messenger RNA, 1464 nt
Organism: Talaromyces atroroseus
Lineage: Eukaryota; Fungi; Ascomycota; Eurotiomycetes; Eurotiales; Trichocomaceae
Exons: 3
Coding region: 1-1464 (487 amino acids)
Source: RefSeq, a predicted model, not a curated record